Messenger RNA from Peniophora sp. CBMAI 1063, 4230 nucleotides. The record is from the annotation of a GenBank genome assembly. Lineage: Eukaryota; Fungi; Basidiomycota; Agaricomycetes; Russulales; Peniophoraceae.
AUGUCUGCGGAAGUUCUCCCCAAAGGCUUCCAGCUCCUCGAUGGCUCGAACUGGCCGUCGUGGAGUGCUGCGAUGAAGGACCUUCUCCAGACGAAGAAGGUGUGGCGAUAUGCUUCGGGCGAACGCAAACCGCCCCGCGAUCCUCGAUUCGACUAUUCAGUCAAGACCGAAACCGAUAAGGAUUCGGGCGUCACCUCGACAGUUGACAUGUCUACGCCCAAGUCGGCCAAAGAUCUGGCUAAGCUCACUCAGGAAGUUCUCGAUGCUUACGACUCGGCUCAAAACUCAUGGCUUGAGUCCGACGAUGCCGCUUUUGGUCUAAUCAAAGCUGGCUGUGUUCGCUCGAUCCGCGAUGCUGUCGCGACCGAGAGGACCUCCGAAGCAGCUUGGGACGAGCUCGAGGAACGCUAUGGCACGCCCGGCACCCUUCAAAUCUUCACGCAGUUCGAGAACUACAUGUCCCAUGUCUUCACUGAGGACAAGGAACUCUCGAAACAGUUCGCCGCCCUUGACGACCUCUACAAUCAGCUAAAAGACUCCGAGAUUCAGAUCCCGGAUGUUCUUCAUGGCUACAUUCUUCUUCGCGCCCUCCCCGAUUCGUACGCCGAUACGCGCUCCAUCAUCAUCAAUUCGUUCACGAACCUUGAAAACGCGACCUCGCUCGUUGUCAAGCAGCGCAUUCUUGGCGAAGAAGCUCGCCGCAAGGCACCCGGCCCGGGUUCUGUGCCCUCGGUUAGUGCGCAGCGCGCUCAAGCUGCGCAGACCUGCUCGUACUGUGGCAAGAGCGGUCAUACCGAGAAGACAUGCUUCAAGAAGCGCGGGGAUGAGAAGAGGAAGAAGAAGGGAAAAGGGAAGGAUAAAGGGAAGGAGGGAGGAGGGAAUGGGGGAAAAUCGCUAAGCUCGAUGGAGGCCGAGGCCGCCCCGAGCACCCCUGUACCUAGUUCGAACACGAUGGCUGCUUCCUGGUACACCACGCGUGAUAGCAAAGCCCGAUGGAUGAUCGAUUCCGGCAGCUCGGAUCAUAUCACUCCUCAUCGGGCCGACUUCAUUGAGUACACACCUCUAUCCACACCUGGCAAAAUUACUCUCGGUGAAGCGCAAGCUUCUAUGCCUUAUGUGGGUAUUGGUACAGUGAAGGGCUUCACUAUGGUCGAGGGCAAUCGUGUAGACAUCACCCUUAGUCGGGUCCUCCAUGCUCCUGCUGCUGCGAAUCGCUACAUCUCGGGGACCACUUUAAUCGAUCGUGGGUUCUCCUUGGCGAUGAGUGGCUCGGUUUGCCGCAUUCAUCAGGGCGAUGAUGUGUUUGGGAUUGCUCGCAGGCACCAGAAGUUCUACUGGUUGCAGCUCGAGCCUCUCCCUUCACUCAGUGCUCUCGCAAAGGCCAAAGCCGUGUCUCCCGACAUCGCGCAUGGGCGCUUCGCCCAUGUUUCCUAUGGCACCCUUGGACGGUUCAAACCAGAGAACGUCCAUGGAAUCGAAAUUGACUUGCACGGCGAUCACACGCUGCCUUGUCAUGGUUGCCAAUUAGGGAAAUCGCGUCGGAAGCAUCGCGGAAUCUCGUCCACACGAGCCACGAGGGUCCUAUAUCGAGUUCAUACAGAUCUCAUGGGACCUUUCCAUGUGCGCUCUAGGCAGGGGUACAUUUACGUCGCCACGUUUCUAGACGAUUAUUCUGGUCUGGGUCAAAUUUGGUAUCUCAAAGCCAAAGAUGAUUUUCCAGAUGCGUUCGAGGAGUUCCUCGCUCGCGCGCAGACAGAGACAGGUCAAAAGCUAGUCUAUCUGCGUUCAGAUCGUGGUGGCGAGUACACUAGCAACGAGUUCGAGGCCCGGCUGAGAGAGCUUGGUGUACAGCACGAGACAUCUGUGCCAUAUACACCCGCCCAGAAUGGACGUGCAGAGAGGUUCGGUCAAACGAUAUUGUACAAAGCCCUAGCUAUGCUGCAUCAUGCAGGGCUCGCCCUCUACUUUUGGCAAUAUGCUUUUGAUGCGGCGCUCCACGUGUACAAUCGGACCCCGAUGCGCAGGCUCGGGUGGAAAACUCCAUCCGAACUUUACACCGGCAACGUUCCCGACGUUUCCCAUUUCCGUGUGUUUGGUUGUCAGGCAUAUGUUCAUGUCGUAAAGAAGAAACGAAAGAAGCUGGAAAAACACGCCCGUUCAGACUGCUCGUUUCUUGGCUAUGAACCGAACUCCAAGGGAUGGAGGUUCUACGACCACGACACACGGUCCGUUGUUUUCUCCGACGAGGCAGAAUUCAACGAGACCACAUUCAAAUCGCGCACGGCUGCUCCUGGUCGUGCACCUGCCCCACUGCCACAAAUACGCAUCUCCGAUCUGCUCGAAGUAUCUCCCGAGCUAGAUGAGGGACCGGCCCCUGUGGCUUCGGUUCCGACGAAAACGGACCCUGCACCUGUCACUGCGGACGCGCCGCGUGGCGGGGACAAUCCCGAAGAAGUGCCCUUACCUCCUUCGCCUCUUACUCCCCUUUCGAGCCGCUCUUCGAGCCCUGAACCUGCUACCGAGUCUCAUGGCCCGCGCAGAUCUACUCGUCCUGGUAAAGGACAGCACGGGCAUGGACCAGGUUACAUGUAUGGUGUCAAGAUGGUCACUUUGACGUACCUUGAUGCUAGUUCGGCUCCGAGCAUUAGCUCGAUUGUUGAUAUGGGGAUGGCGAAGAUCCCGAAAUCUUAUCGGGAUGCCGUGAAGUCCGAGUUUUGGGACAAAUGGCUAGAGGCUAUUCGGUACGAACUCGCCCAGCUGGCUGCACAUGGUACCUGGGAAGUCGUAGACAGGCCCAAUGGUGUCAAUGUAGUAAAAUGUCGCUGGGUUUUCGCGAUAAAGCAUGACGGCCGAUUUCGGGCUCGUCUUGUUGCGAAGGGAUUCACGCAGGUCUUCGGAGAAGACUAUUUCGAAACUUUCAGUCCGGUCGCCCGAUUCGAGACUCUGAGGUUCCUAUUGGCGCUUGCCGCGCGUCAUGAUUGGCACCUCGUGGGAUUGGAUGUCAAAUCGGCAUUCCUCUAUGGCGAUCUGGACGAGGAGAUCUAUAUGGAGUUACCAGAAGGUUUCGAAGGUCAGCAAGGCACGGCGGGGAAGGUGGCGAAGCUGCGAAAAGCCUUGUAUGGGCUCAAGCAGGCUUCUCGGGUCUGGAAUGAACAGAUCGAUGCCGCCUUGAAGGAGCUCGGGUAUGCUAGGACCUACGCGGACACCAGCAUCUACGUCUAUCGUCGACAGGCGGGGAACACGACGUGUAUACUCGUUCUGUAUGUCGACGAUAUGGCUUUGAUGGGCAAUAACCGCGCCGAGCUAGACCGAAUCAAGUCCGCGCUACAGUCCAAAUAUGAGAUGACCGAUGCCGGCGAUCUCGCGCACUUUAUCGGCCUUCGGAUCUCUCGGGACCGUGGUUCGAGAACACUGGAAAUCGACCAGUCUGCGUACCUUGCAGAAGUUCUCCAGCGGUUCGGAAUGGCCGACGCGACCCCUGUUCGUACCCCUUUGCCUGCAGGCUUAGUCCUGCAGAAGUCGACAGAACCUGUGGACUAUGAGCGCCGAAAACUGUAUCAGUCCAUCGUCGGUAGCCUUAUGUGGGCAGCCAUUGCUUCACGGCCCGACUUUGCCUACCACGUUACUAGGCUGUCCCAGUACUGUUCGAAUCCGUCUUCGGACCAUCUCGCAGCAGUCAAACAUGUUCUCAAAUAUGUCAAGGGGACUGUAGACUUGCGAUUGCGUUAUGAUGGUCGCGCUGAGCGCCUGGAUCUGCACGGCUACUGCGAUUCGAACCACGCGGAAGAUCGGGAUGAUCGUCACUCCAUUUCCGCAUUCGUCUUCAUGAUGAGCGGCGGGGCGAUUGCGUGGUUGUCGCGGAAGCAGUCCAUUGUCGCGCAAUCAACCGCAGAAGCGGAAUACAUUGCAAUGGCUGAGGCAGCCAAGCAGAUUCAGUGGUACACGAAUCUAUGCGAGGAACUCGGCCUCCCGGACCCGACCCCAGUGAACCUUCAAUGCGAUAAUCGUGCCGCGCUGUUAACGGCGACGAAUCCCGUCGUCGGGCGCAAUAUGAAGCAUGUUCAUCUGCGGUAUCAUUACAUCCGCGAGGCUAUCGAGUCCCGUCUCGUCAAGGCCGUCCCUGUCCCCUCUGCUGACAACCUCGCAGACCUUCUUACGAAGGCACUGACUGCAGACACCUUGUCGCAGCUCAGUGGGAGACUCGGCAUGAUUCGUGUCCCAGAGCCGUAG